UGUGAGACCCGUGCUUUGGAAUCCAGGGGCUAGCCGUUGGCAUUCCGUCCGAUCGCCUCGACCCAAAGAUCGUCACCGAGCACUGCAAUCCUGGAACACCGGUCGCAGCAGCUCUUCCCCGCAUUGAUCGAAGCGAGAAACAACACACGACGCGUAGGCAGAUCCGAAAACCCACUGAGGGUAGGGCCUUCUACUGCUACGCACGACAAUAACCACAACAGGCUUUCUGGGUGCACCAUGCCAAGAUGAUGAUUUUCGAAAGCUCGGUUCACGAUGCCGUCUUGCCUGGGCCUGGCUCGCCUCCAGCCAUGACGGCCUCGAAAUCCUCCAAAUCUUCUUCGCUCAGUUCGCUUCCCUCUGAUGACGGCAGUGUGCUCACCGACGUCAAUCACUUCGAGGACAUCGGACUAGACGAUCAGGUCGACCCUCGAAGCCUGUCAGAGCGACACCUGAAGACCGCCGCAAACCCCUACAGCCCAUCUUUUCCCUCCGACCUGCGAUCCGUGACGAAGCGACCCGCGCCGGCCUCGACCCCGCAACUGCAGUAUUCGCGUGAACCGUCGAGGACCCGCCAGAAGCGCGAUGUCACGCCCGCCCUCAAGUCGCGACCGAACCUGCCAGUGCUGCAGACCCAAAUUCGGACCACAAACGGGCGCGUUGCCAGCUUGGGGCUCGUCCCCGACCCGCGUCCUCUUCCCUUUCGGACCCUCGGCCGCCAGCCUUCGCAGACGUCAUUGAGCCACCGUCGCAGUCCCAGUCCCGGUUUAUCGCUUUCUCCAAGAGAUCCCAACAUGAUGGUGAAGCCGCGGAGGAGUAGUUGGCAGUCAAACAGGGAGCGGAAGACGGCACUGGAGCUGGAACUGGAAUGCGACGAGGACGAUGGAGACGAAAUUCCCGACGGCCUGGUUUUGGACAAUGUGCCCAUUUCCCCAAGGCCACCAUCGGAACGCUCCCACAGCCGGCCCCCAUCCAAAGCGCCGUCUCCAGAACGUCCGCCAAAGGAGAGGGUACGCAGUAUUGGGAACGGUACGCCGCCGGUUGCUGUUGCCCAAGGAUCACUUCGGUCGCCAUGCUGGAAGUCGGAUACGGCACUGAGUUCAGCCUCUUCGAGCCGCGUAUCCAGCCCAGUCACCUCGAGGGCCAAGAGUUGGUCUGCUGCACUGGCAGAAUUGAACGCCGAGGCUAAGGCGCUCACCGAAAAGCUGGAGGAACAUGCCGAGCAGAUGGAACACAAGAUGCAGCAGAGGUCCAGCACCGGCUCCAUGCCGAAUGCGAGGAGAUCGUCAGACCCGGAAGCUAAACCCAGGGUGAAGUCGGCCAUGGCAGAGCUGCCUCCGCUGCGCCGGCCGAAUAUCAUGAUCGAUCCCUUGCCCAUAUCCAAGGAGAAGGAAGCUGUCCUCUCGCGCACCCGCCCUUCAUGGCUGCCGCCCAAGGACCCCGCUGAGGAGCGCCGCCACCUGAAAGAGUAUCAGAAGAUGAUGGCACAAAGCCUAGAAGCCGACCGUCGGCGCCAGGCUGCCAAACGCGCGCGCUCCGAGUGCCGUGAUGUUGCGGCCGACAGCAUCAUGCAGAUUUGGGACCACGACAUUCUCCCUCGCUGGAACGAUGCCAUCCGCGAACGCAGGACCAGGGACCUCUGGUGGCGCGGAAUAGCCCCGCGCAGCCGAGGCGCUGUCUGGACACGCGCCAUCGGGAACGAGUUGGGCCUUACCAAGACAUCGUUCGACGCAGCGCUGACCCGGGCAGGCGAGGCCGAGACCAGGGCAAAGUCUGGACACGGCAGCGCCGAGGACAUGCGCGCGGCCGCGUGGUUCCACGCCAUCAGCAAGGACGUCCGGGAGCGCACGUGGCCGGAGCUGCGCAUCUUCCAGCCGGGCGCGCCGCUCCACCAGAGCCUGGUUGACGUCCUGCGUGCGUAUGCCAUGUACAGGAGCGACAUCGGCUACGUGCCGGGCUGCAAUACCAUCGCCGCCCUCCUGCUCCUCAACCUCCCAACCCCAACAGACGCCUUUAUCGCCCUCGCCAACGUGCUCAACCGGCCGCUCCCGCUCAGCUUCUACGCCUCGGACGCCGGCGCAAAGAACUCGGCCUACAACCUCGUCCUGCACACACUCGCACAGAAAGCCCCCGCUCUACACGACCACCUUACUAAGCUCGCCGACCACGACCCGGACGCCUACCUCGAGCCUGUCUUUGCAGGGCUUUUCACUCGCCACCUCGCUCUUGACGAGGCUGCUCGGCUCUGGGAUGUCUAUGUCUUUGAGGGUGACGCACUGCUCGUGCGCGCCGGUGUGGCACUGCUAUUGCAAAGGGAGGUGGCGCUGCUAGGGGUUGCGUCGGUGGCUGAGGUCCGGGCUGUCCUGCUCUCGGGCGGCGGGGCCGGGUCAGCAGGCUCCCUGGGGGAAAUUAAAAGUCCGAGGGUUGUAGGUGGGCAGGGGGAGGAGGAGCGGUGGAUGAAGGCUGUUAGGGAGGCGGGGAAGGCGUGAAGUACCUCGAGUGGCUCUUCGGCCCCUGCCGUCUUGAUCCUUGACCGAUGAUGAGACAGCGGUCCGGUGGUACUGUGCAGGACGACGGUACGUUACGACAUUCGACUUGGGGCUGCUAUUCGCCGCUGGGACAAACGGACCCGCCUCCCCCCAACGAUGACGUACU
This is a messenger RNA of Parathielavia appendiculata, 2652 nucleotides long. RefSeq lists its product as uncharacterized. The coding region runs from base 246 to 2486 and encodes 746 amino acids. The record is from RefSeq and is a predicted model, not a curated record. NCBI's taxonomy places the organism in Eukaryota, Fungi, Ascomycota, Sordariomycetes, Sordariales, Chaetomiaceae. The transcript is spliced from 2 exons.